CCAAGUUACAUUUGGGGCAGAGGGAUUUCUAAGCGGUAAGAGAAGAAAAUCAAAGAACUUGAAAAAUGGCAUUAGUAAAAAGUUCAAAUCUUUAUGUCGAACCUUUCGAUGGAUGUGGCGAUUUUACUCUAUGGCAACAACGAGUAAAAAGUGUUCUUACUCGGGAAGGGACAAUCAAAGCUUUGAAGGUGAAGGUUUAGAGGAUAGGAAAAAUGACGGAUGCUGAGUGGGCCAAACACCAGAAAAAUGACAAACCGAAAAAAUUGUCGGAAGAAGAGUGGGAGGAUUUGAAGGACAUGGAAACAAGUACAAUAUGCCUAUGUGUUGCAAAUAGUAUGCUUCGGGUGGUUCUCAGUUUGACGGACCCGGUGGAUAUUUUGGACAAGCUAGAGAGCCGGUACAAGUCGAAAUCAUUGACAAGUAGGCUAUACUUGAAGAAACAAUUGUUUGGUCUCCAAAUGGUGGAGGAAGCUAACUUUAAUGGACACUUGGAUGAAUUCAACAAGAUUACAACAGAGUUGGAAUCUAUUGAUGUGAAGAUUGAAGAGGAGGACAAAGCGUUGCUUUUGUUGGUUUCAUUGCCUUCAUCUUUUGACAACAUCGUGACCACGCUCUUGUUUGGAAAAGAGACCUUAAAAUUUGAUGGAGUAGUUGCGUUGUUAAUGAAUGAGACUCGGCGGGGUGGCAACGAGGUUUCAAAUGACGGUCAAGCUUUGGUAGCAAAAGGAGCUGGUCGGGAACGAGGACAGUCUAAAGAGAGGGGCGGCGUGUCCCAACGCUUCAAAUCGAGUAGUAAAAGCUUUCGGUGUUACUAUUGCGAUGAAGAGGGUCAUUUCAAAAGGGACGAUCCAAAGAGGAGGAAGGAAAAGAAAGACGGGAAAACACCCGGGACUGCGGCUACAGAAAGUUCAAACCAAGCAAGAGAAGAAGACUUGUUUUUGGCAACCACAAAGAGUCUAGGUAAAUCGGAUUGGAUAUUAGAUUCGGGUUGUUCAUUUCACAUGUGUUCAGUUAAUGAACAAUUUGGUACGUAUCAAACUUGUGAUGGAGGUGCUGUGAAGAUGGCAAAUGGUGCACGGAGCAGGAUUGCAGGGGUUGGAACAAUGCAAGUUCGCAUGUUUGAUGGCGUGACCAACUGCAUUAUUAGCCAGCAUAAUCUUAAAACGAAGCAGAUGAGGCAUUCCCAUGAUUAUCAUCACCACCGAGCCGUAGACGGGCUUGUGACUUUCCUCUCCAAAUCACACCAUGACCUUAAUCUCGUCUCCUUCAAGCUCGAGAAGGAGUUCCAGCAUGUCUACUCCGAUAACACGAACCCCAUGAAGCUUGUGUCACGGAUCAACAAAAUACAGCAGGAGUUGGCGUCCAUUCAGGAGCACUGUCGCGAGCUUCUAGCAGCCAAACAGGAUGUAAUUGACAAAGCCAGGGCAACUUUAGUUUUGAAUCGAUCGUUGCUGCAGAAACUUCAAACACAUGCAGGUCUACCUAUCAUUGAUGACAGUAAUGAUCCAGAAUUUGUUAAUUUUAGCCAGGUAAUUGAAGAAUGGACAGCUCAUGUAAGAGCCGGAACAGAUAAUGAAAACCAGGAGUCUGCUUCUGAGGAUAUCAACCACCUUCUGUUUUCUGCCAUUGUCCCGGGAAAUUGAAAAGCUUUAUUACAGUUUUAUUAUCUAAUAUGAUGAGGUGCUGAAUGCUGAUCAUGGUAGUUAAUGUUAAUUCCCUAUUGCAAAUUGCGAGGGCACACUAGAUGCGCCCAAAAAGGACGAUUCAGUCCCAAAUUCCCUCUUUAAGAUUAAAGUUGUAGUGCAAUGAGGAACAUUUCCCUCUAAAUGAAAUUGUUUUCUCCAUGUAUAUAGUUUAGAUAACUCUUAAGCUGAAACUGGAUAUUUUCAUUGCUCUCGUCCCUGUUAAACCUCUUUUGAUGGAUUUUGCAGUUAGCCUUCCAUAUAAUGUAGCACUUAGAGAAAUAUGAGUGGACAGAAGUUGCUUCAGAAAGCACCAAAAAUGAAGUUCUUAGCAUGCACCAAGGUAAACUUGCAUCUGAGUCCAACUCUGUUUAACAGUAGAUCUUCACAAUUUGAUGUACCUAAUUAGUUCUUAGUUUUUGCGGAAAACUUGAUUUUUACUAUGCCCAUACCUGAUUGAUUGACGAGGAAAUAGAUUGAGAUAAGAUUUCAUUCUUCCCAGUGGUUCCUAAGUUUAAUAUAAAUUGGUUCCCGUA
Cuscuta campestris is the source of this 2218-nucleotide messenger RNA. NCBI's taxonomy places the organism in Eukaryota, Viridiplantae, Streptophyta, Magnoliopsida, Solanales, Convolvulaceae. The record is from the annotation of a GenBank genome assembly.